AUGUAUCGUGGAUAUCGUGGUUUGUUGAAAAGCUACCACGGGAUCGGGUCACCUGCAGAGAGAUCACCACGGCGCGAGGUGGUGCUGGUGUUGGUAAAGAAGGAUGGGUUGGCACUGGAAUGGGCUGCUGACGGUCUGAGAGCUGAUCGUGAAGUGGUGCUGGCAGCUGUUCAAAAGGGAGCGUUUGCAUUGGAAUUUGCUGCCAACAGCUUGAAGAGAGAUCGUUCAUUCAUCCUGGCAGCUGUUUCAACAAAUGGCUAUGCCUUGGCGUGUGCACCGAAGUUCCAAGGAGAUCGACAGAUCGUUGAAACGGCGGUGCGUGAAGACGGCAGUGCUUUGGAAUAUGCCUCUGAUGAGUUACGCGGCAACAAGGACGUGGCGCUGCUGGCGGCCGCGUCGGAUUCGGCCUUGGAGCACGUGGCGCUCCAUCUGUGGAAGGACCGAAGCUUCGCCGCUGCGGUGCUCAGCAAAAACGACGCCGCCGUGGAGUUCCUGCUGCAGAACUCUGCCGAAACGCUCUGUGAUGAGAACUUCCUGUUGGAGGCCGUGGGGCGAAAUCCCAAUCUGCUGCCCCGACUCGAUGGCACUGCGACAGUGUCGUUGACCUCGGAGUUCCUGGUGCGGGCCCUGCGGCGCAACGCCCGGUGCUUCACGGCGUGCCUUCGCGCCACACACACCGUGCAUCGUCAGACGCAGGCAACGCCGGCAACGCCUGCACCGCCUGCGCCCUUCACUCGGGACAUUCUCAUCCGGGCCCUAAGUCUUGAGCUGCUGAACGAAUUGCACAGCAAUGCUCCAGAGCUUUUGGACAAAGACUUUGUGCGCUCAGCUGUGGAAGUGAUUCCUGAAGCAUUUUUGUAUGCAGACUCGGACUUCAGGAGAGAUGCCGAACUGGUGAAAGCUUUGUCAUGCAGAAGAGCUUCGAGCUUGCAAUAUGCAGAUGCAGAGCUGCGAAGUAACCAGAAGUUCCUGCUAUCUCUGAUCGAACUCAACGCUGCAUGUUUGAAAUUCUGUUCUCAGGACCUAGUUCUGUCCACAGACUUCAAUCUGAAAGCACUCCAAGUGAACAGUGGGGCUCGAGAUCAUGUGGACUCCAUGCUAUGGAAGGACAGGUCCUUUGUAUUGAAAGUGUUGGGAUGUUCAGAGAUUUCAACCAACACUGCUCUUGAGAAGGUGGCCGCAGAGCACCCAGAGCUCCUGGCAGAUUACGACUUUGCCUUCCAAGUUGUUGAGAUGCGAGGAUCGUCUCUGGCAUUUCUGGGUGAAUUUUCUGGAGAUAAGAACUUGGUCUCCGCAGCGCUGGAAGACGACCCCAAGGCGCUAGCUUGGGCCUCGCCGGCCUUGCGGGAGGAUCACCGGUUGGUGCUUUCUGCGUUGCGGAAGGACGGCUCGGUUCUGCAUGAUGCUGGGCCCAGCAUCAAAGACAACGUGGCCAUGGUGUUGGAAGCCACGAAGUCUGUUCCGUCUUCGUUCCAGUUUGCAUCUGAACGGAUUCGAAAAGAUCAGGACGUGGUGUGGCAGGCUCUGAAGCUCUCGCCCCAAGUUCUCGCUUUUUCUCUGCUGGCGGCUGAUGGCAACUUCGUUUUGAGUGCCUCUAUCCAUUUUGAAGCUGCAGUUCAAUAUGCCGAAGAGGUGCUGCUGAUGAAUUUGGGCUUCUGCUUGUCCUGCGUGGCGCAGAACGCCGCGGUGCUCAGCUUUUUGCCCAACGAACUGCGGGCCUCGGCGUCCUUCGUGGAGGCUGCGGUGAGAGCCAACAGCCAAGCCUUGUACUUUGCACCCCGACAUCUUCAGUCAGAUCCUGCCCUGAUCCGAUUGAGCACUGGCAGUGGUGGCAGUAGUGGCAGUGGCUUGGCCUAUCCAUCCUCAUUGUGUCGUGAUGCACAGACGCUUCAGCAGCAUGGGGUGCCACUUGAGCGACUCGGUCGAUCCGGAUCUGUUCAUGCCGUAGCUGCCGGGAAUCGAAUCCUUUCUGACUGGGAACGUUUGGAACGACUUUCCGUCAAAGCUCUUCAGGAGGAAUGCUCCAUGCGUGGUUUGUACGGAAAGGAGUGCUUGGAGUGGUACGGCGUCGAUUUCCUGAUCCUGCGUUUGAAGAGGCUUGUGCUUUUGCAGGAGCUGCCGCUUCAGGAACUCCGCUCCGCGGCCAAAGUGGACAGCGCCGCAAGCAGCUCGGCUGCCACUGCCUUGAAAGUCGGGGCGUCGGUGCUGGUGGUGGAAGACUUCUUCAGCGUGGGCAACGUGAAGCUGAAGCGAGGACUCGUUGGGAAGGUUACGAUGAUCGACAAGAUGGAUGCCAAGAUCGAUUUCAGAGAGCAAAACACCAGCGCUGGAACAUUUGCAUCUCAAUGGGUCUAUCAAAAGGAUUUCAUCAAGUUGAAGGUGGAGGAAGAUGAGGAGGAACAAAGCAUGUUGCUGAACGAGCUCAUGAUCGACCUGUUCGCAGGCGUCUAUGAAAGGAAAGGUGUUCCCGUGAGAAGUUUGCAAAGUUUCCCAGCCGCCAGCGCAGUGCUCGAACGAUGGGAAAGUCUGGCCCAACUGCAAGACGAUCAGAUGUGGAAAGAGUUUUCUGAAAGUUUCGGAAUUGAGCCAGGUGGCCUGCGCCGGGAUGCCCAGGAGGCGGCUCUGCGGAGCGCCGCGCUGUGGCGCGAGAUGCCUCUGCAGCAGCUGCUGAAGGAGUGUGAGAAGCACGCCGUGAGGUUGCCCUGGGAGAUGAAUCGACUCCCGGGACAGCUCCGAGCAGAUCUGCAAGAUCGACUACUCGGCAGCCUUUGCAAGGACCUCUAUAAGGCAGAAGGUUUGGACUUGCAAGUUUUGGGUCUUCACGCGGCUACCGCUCUCCUCCGCGAAUGGAGGACCUUAGACAAGUUGUCCGGGCCUGAGCUGAGUGUGCGUUACGCGGCCCUGCAGCUACCACCCAGCAGCAUCAGUGAGAAGGAGCAGCGUGAACGCUUGAAGAAAGUGGCCUUUUGGAAGGCGCUGCCCUUCACGGCCUUGCGAGAGCAUUGCUGGAGCAUCGGCAUGCGAUCCGCCUAUUUCAACUCGACAGACUCCGGCAAGGAGAAGUUGGUCCGUGAAGCGGUUUGGCAUCAGUUUGCCAAUGGGCACAAGUCUCCUUGGAGCGAUGAGCCGCAAGCGCCCCCGCCCAAACCGGACAGACCCAAGGAGCCUUCGGCAUCUUCCACCUUUGGAGGCCCCAACUGUCCAUUUCAGUACCUGCCGCCGUUGCGACCACUGGUACCUUCACACAUCCGAAGCUGCUUACAGCGUUUGUUGCUGCCGACUGAUGCAAGCGUCGGCGAUGUGAAGAAAGCGUAUCGAAAACUGGCCUUGAAGUACCACCCCGACAAGAACAACAAGGAUGAAAAUAUGGAGAAGAUUGCAGCGCAGCACUUCAUGGAGAUCCGGUCUGCAUAUGACGCGUUGUUGGCAUACUUCGAUGAAGUGGGAUGACUCGGGAUGAGGAUCUAUGAUGUCAGGGCGCUGUUGACCAGGGUGGCUGCGAUAUGCUGCGAUGCUGGUAAUUACAUGUAACGGCAAGCCUUGGCUGAGCAUGGCUGCGCUGAGAACCAAUGACACCUGACGAAUCAACCGAUCAUCGAAUCAUAUCGAAUCACUUGGAGAAGUUCAACUGAGUUCCAUGGCAAUCCACGGCAAUCCACGGCAUUUGGCGAAUGCAGAGUGGACAGUCUGGAGUUGGACAUAGUUGGACUGAUGGAGCUUUGGAGUGAGAAGUCAGUCAAAGUCACAACAUGCUGCGCAGGCGCAGAGUGAAGUCUGCCAGGUCCAGAGUUUCAGUCGGCCUCAAGGCUCCUUCGUGCAGACUGCAGAACAGUCUUCGUACAGUCUUCGUAGAAUCCACCCUCCGAGGUGAAAAA
Molecule: messenger RNA, 3875 nt
Organism: Cladocopium goreaui
Lineage: Eukaryota; Dinophyceae; Suessiales; Symbiodiniaceae
Source: the annotation of a GenBank genome assembly